CUUGGGGUCUGCCCGGUUGUGUCCGGGUAAGAUGGCGAUGGAAGAGCAGUGCUCGGCACCACCUCGAUGGCGGUCUAUUUCUCUGACACACGUCGAAUUUGCGGAAGGUGACCUGACGGGACAAGUGCUCGCCUAUAUCAGCCUCUUUCCCAUAGCAAUCCUUGUGGGCUUUGUCACUCUAAUAGUGUUUAAACGAGAGCUGCACACAAUUUCAUUCUUUGGUGGACUGAUCCUCAAUGAAGGGGUGAACUGGGUGCUGAAGCACAUAUUCAGAGAGCCACGCCCAUGUGCAGGGGCUCACACAACCCUCAACACAGACUAUGGGAUGCCCUCCAGUCACUCCCAGCUCAUCUGGUUCUUUGUGGUUUACUUCUUUCUUUUUCUCUAUUUAAGAAUGCAUCAAACAAACAAUGCUCGGUGUGUGGACCUGCUGUGGAGACACAUACUGUCCAUCGUUCUUUUGGGUGUCGCCUUAUCAGUUUCUUACAGCAGAGUCUACCUGCUGUAUCACACCUGGAGCCAGGUUUUCUACGGUGGAGUUGCCGGCUGCACCAUUGGCAUAGUCUGGUUCUUUUUUACACAAGAGGUGCUGACACCAUUAUUCCCCAAAAUAGCAGCAUGGCCAAUAUCCGAGUACUUUCUGGUGCGAGACACGAGCCUGAUCCCCAACAUCUUGUGGUUUGAAUACACAGUGACCAGAUCAGAGGCCAGGAACAGACAGCGAAAGCUGGGAACAAAGCUUCAGUGAUGGCCUCCCCCACUUCUGUGAAACUGAAGCGCGCUCAUGCACACACAGACAACUGCUCACUCAACAACACACUGGAAACCCAUCUCCUUGGUUUGGUGGCGGGGAGGAGGACGGGAGGGUUCCCUGCAGCAGGUUCCCGGGCCUCACGCCUCCCUGUCCAGCUUGCUCAGCUGCAUGCAAGACGGUGCGAGAGGCUUCCUAUUUAAUGAACCAUAGAUUAAUAUAUAUUUUAACGAUGAGCGCACGCCGACAGGACUGUGGGGAGUUCAGGAGCCGGGAACACGGCCGUCAUUGGAGCAUGUAUGUAGUGGUUUCUCUCUCUUGGGUAGAUGGCGGGGUGGUGGGGUUGGUUCUGCCUCUGUUUAUGUACCAUGUUUCAUUGUUUCUAUACUAGAACGAUCUAAAUUUGGUUAUGAUGUAAUAUACAUGAGAUUUUGCACUUUGUAAAGUUAAAAAAACGACUAACACUAGUUAAGACCUCGCCCCCGCCCCCACCCUUCCUCUCCUCGCCAGUGUGUCGAACCUCGCUGUGUUUCUGUUGUGGUGGUUUCUGUUCUGGCCAUGGUCCGAGCACACACACACCUGACGGCGUUCCCUCAACGCCUGGUGCACAGUAGCAGCCUGGAAGUUUCCAGGAACCCAUUUUAUUAUCUUUUUUUUUUUUUUUUUUUUUUUCUUUUUUACGGUUGCUUCUCCUGUCAACAUUUUCAUUUGAACAUUCCAUAUCAGCGAGUAUGAAGUCGUCAGGGCUGCGGGGGGAAUCGCUUUCUUUUGAUAUCACUUUUCUUAAGUAGUUCAAAGCCUCAGGUCAGUCGUAGCAUGUCGAUGCUGAUUUCUCACUGUUGUCAAUAAAGUGCGGAGCUGAUGUACCGCAGUCAUAUCACGCUCGCUCCACAAAGGGAAGCAGUUCCCUUAGGAUUGACUUUUUUUUUCCAUGUGUAACCGAUAUCAGGCUGAAUAAAAUGUGUUUAUGUACAUGGCUCUCGACUUUCUUUCACCGGCUUUCUGUCCUUCUGCUGCUCAGCCUGCAGGGGGCGUCACUGAGCCGCGGUUGAAACUGAGAGACCGUGACAAAACGAAUACGCGCGCGAAUCACUGGGCAAUUUGACGCUCACUGCGGCCGCCUGACCUUUUCAGGGACGCACCGGCUGAAGGAGAACUUCACGCUGGAAUUGUGUUGUUCCAUGGUUCUGUUCAUGAUUCCCAUAUCUUGGUUUUAGUUUGCUGUCUUUUACUAUUCAUGUUCAUAUUUUUUCAGUUUGUGAUUUUAUUAAAAAC
Messenger RNA from Synchiropus splendidus (mandarinfish), 2026 nucleotides. It is a transcript of the gene dolpp1, whose product is annotated as dolichyldiphosphatase 1. The coding region runs from base 32 to 748 and encodes 238 amino acids. Gene Ontology annotation, molecular function: dolichyldiphosphatase activity. NCBI's taxonomy places the organism in Eukaryota, Metazoa, Chordata, Actinopteri, Syngnathiformes, Callionymidae. Gene Ontology annotation, biological process: lipid biosynthetic process; protein N-linked glycosylation. Gene Ontology annotation, cellular component: intracellular membrane-bounded organelle; endoplasmic reticulum membrane. The record is from RefSeq and is a predicted model, not a curated record. The transcript is spliced from 8 exons.